AUGCUAGUUCAGGAUUUACAUCAACACAAUCAUACUCAUAAUCAAGAUUUGGAGGAUGGUGGUGAUAACAUCAGGGAGUCUACUGAGAGCUUACUUCCUACUACUGUGACUUUAUUCCCAGAUAUUGCAAACCUAGAAGAUUUUUUCAACGAUGGAGAGGAUGAAACACACCAAGGAAUGACUAUCAUCAAUGAAUGGGCUCUUUCAAAAAUCAGUACACUACAGUCGAAACUUGAACAAAUGCAACAUACACGAGAUGCAAAGUUCUAUAGGGGCAACAGUGGCGGGUUUCAAAAAUUUUCGAGCAGUUCAAUUUACCAACUAGCAAAUGAAGUAUUUGGUUUUAAUGGUUGGUCUACUGAAAUAUUACUGUGUGUAAUGCAAGAAAUUCGCGUCUCAAAUGAAGAACAGGAUGAUCAGGUGGCACGAACUCAUACUACGCUCGAAGCCAAUUCAAACAACUUGGAUCUACUGACAAGAGAAUCUUCUUCUGGAAAAACUUUACUGAGUGGUAAAAGGUACUCAGCUAAAAGUCUGUGUUUGGUUAAAUUGGUAUUGCUAGAUGGAACGUGUCGAGAAGAUUUUGGAUUUGGAACAGCAACCAAUGUGCCUUCAAAACACGCUUGUUUUGCAAAAUGCAAAAAAGAGGCUGUAACUGAUGCCAUAAAAAACGCCAUUCUUGGUUUGCGGGAUGUUUACAAUUGUUACGAACUGAAUCAAUUUUUUCAGAUGUCUAGCUUGAUCAAAAAAAAUGAGUUGCAAAAAAACAGAUAA
Lodderomyces elongisporus is the source of this 774-nucleotide messenger RNA. RefSeq names its product Rad59p (gene RAD59). Gene Ontology annotation, cellular component: nucleus. The transcript has a single exon. The record is from RefSeq and is a predicted model, not a curated record. Lineage: Eukaryota; Fungi; Ascomycota; Pichiomycetes; Serinales; Debaryomycetaceae. The coding region runs from base 1 to 774 and encodes 257 amino acids. Gene Ontology annotation, biological process: double-strand break repair via single-strand annealing; mitotic recombination; double-strand break repair via homologous recombination.